GCGCGCCCGGGGACCACAGAUCCCGGCGCAACGCCGAGAGGCCAGAUACUACAAAUCCCAGCAUGCCGCGCGCCCCACUCUUCUAACUUAGACUCUGAUGUGCCGCGCAGUGUGCGCAAAUUCGGAAUCCCGCAGGCGGGGAUGGUGGGUUCUGAAUCCGAGACUUAAAACUAGACGAGAAGACCCACUUCAUUCUCACAAGAAGAUGACAACCCACAGAGAAUUAACUUCUGUUUACAUGCAACUCAGAAGUCUUCUGCAAAUCAUGAUCUCAAGGUCAGAGAAUGGCAGGUGAACAGAAACCCUCAAGUAACCUUCUGGAACAGUUUAUUUUAUUAGCCAAAGGUACCAGUGGCUCAGCCCUCACUGCUCUCAUAAGCCAGGUGUUGGAAGCUCCUGGAGUAUAUGUCUUUGGAGAGCUGCUGGAGUUGGCCAAUGUGCAGGAGCUUGCAGAAGGAGCAAAUGCUGCUUAUUUGCAGUUGCUGAACCUGUUUGCCUAUGGAACAUACCCAGAUUAUAUAGCCAACAAGGAGAGCCUGCCAGAACUGAGUACAGCUCAGCAGAACAAGCUGAAACAUCUUACCAUCGUGAGCUUGGCAUCAAGAAUGAAGUGUAUUCCCUACUCUGUGCUGCUGAAGGAUCUGGAAAUGAGGAAUCUCCGAGAAUUAGAAGACCUCAUCAUAGAGGCUGUUUACACUGACAUCAUCCAGGGCAAGCUGGACCAGCGAAAUCAGCUGCUAGAGGUGGAUUUCUGCAUUGGCCGUGACAUCCGCAAGAAGGAUAUCAAUAAUAUUGUCAAGACCUUGCAUGAAUGGUGUGAUGGCUGUGAAGCAGUUCUGCUGGGCAUUGAACAACAGGUCCUGAGAGCCAACCAGUACAAAGAGAACCACCACCGGACUCAGCAGCAGGUGGAGGCAGAGGUUACCAACAUCAAGAAGACACUUAAAGCCACUGCGUCCUCUUCAGCUCAGGAAAUGGAGCAGCAACUUGCUGAGCGGGAGUGUCCCCCUCAUGCUGAGCAGAGGCAGCCUACCAAGAAGAUGUCCAAAGUGAAAGGUCUGGUCUCCAGCCGCCACUAGGACCGGCUGGGGCAGCUGGCACUCACCAGGCCUGGGUCAGGUGGGGAGGGGACACCAAGGGCCUAUUUCCUCCCUUCUCUACCUACAGUGAGUUCCAGACCUGCCCAUCCCCUCACCAGCGUCUCCCCACCCAUUGGUACCGUUCCAGAAAAACCAUUACUCCUUUCCCCACCCACUCCCUCAUUCCUGUUGUUCCCUCAGACUCAGGGGCUCCGUGGAUGCCAUCCUAACAAGGUGGACACUGCCCGCUUCUCUCCAGGAGGUUCUUGUCUCUGUAUGGGCUUGUCUCCCUGCCAGUUUUCUUUUGCUCCAUGUCAUUUUGUCAGGCUGGUCAUAAGCCAAAGGCAGCUUUAACCAGCCCACAGGGAUGACUGCGGAGAAGGCCCCUCUCUGGACAAGGAGGGGGCGUUCCUUCUCUAGCCCCAUGUACCACAGUCCCCAUGAUGGUGCAGGCGCUCUCUAGCCAGGUACCCACAUGCUUGUUUUCCCUCUCCUGCCUUAUCCCUGUUGGCAGCUCCAGUUCAACCAUGGAGGGAUGUGAUGCUGGGCUAUGUUUACUAAACCUUCGGGUUUUCAGCCUCUUAAACCCAGCUUGGAUCUCUCGUUAUUUGGGAGUGCUAGACUGACUAACCUCUGGUAUCUGAGCACAAACAGAGGGUGCUGUGGGUCUGCUGGUGGCAGAAGUGUUUCUCCUAGCUUGGUGUCUUCUGCUGGCCACUCUUCCUGCUGCCUCUGACUGCUCAGCUUUGUUUUGGUGUGUAGGCCCCAGCUGCUCUCUGGGGCUGUCUGCCAGCACUUGUUCUCCCAAGACCUUCCACACUUCUUGGCCGCCCCUGUGGCAGGGGUGGUGGUGUUGGGGCCCCUUAGUCUGGUGAAGGACUGUUGCUGCUGCUUCUCUUCCUUCCUUCCCCUCCUUGGCUGGUGAUCCAGAGCCCUCUGAUGACAGCAUACUCCUGGCCAGAGAAAAGGACUUGACUAGACUUUCUGAACUUGAACAGUUUCAGGUUAUAUUUUAAUUUUUUUUUUUUUUUGUACAGGUUAAUUCUAAUACAUUUCAACAUACUUUUUUCUCCCCUUGUGUCAAUAUUUGUUAUAGACUAAUCGCCGGGGAUUUUUUUACCUGGUUGGAGGGUGGCAUGUGUGUAUGUGUGUGUGUAUUGUUUUGUUUUUAUAAAGGGAGGUGGAAGUCCUGGACUGAUACUAAAGUUCAUUGAGGAAAAAGCACAUUUUAGAACAACAACAACAACAACAAAAAUAAAAGUGUAGAUUUGAUGUAUGUGCCUGGAGUGUGGGGUCCCAUAGCUGGUAGAUCUGGAGGGGUGGGGAGUCGGGUGGUUCAGGAAAAUGAGAUGC
This is a messenger RNA of Urocitellus parryii (Arctic ground squirrel), 2432 nucleotides long. RefSeq names its product COP9 signalosome subunit 7B (gene Cops7b). Gene Ontology annotation, cellular component: COP9 signalosome. Gene Ontology annotation, biological process: COP9 signalosome assembly. NCBI's taxonomy places the organism in Eukaryota, Metazoa, Chordata, Mammalia, Rodentia, Sciuridae. The record is from RefSeq and is a predicted model, not a curated record.